CAGAGAAAGAGGAAAACAGGAUGAGGAUUUGUUCCAUUUUGCUUCUGAUAGGAACAGUUAUUCUCGUGGAGGUUUGUGUUGGGGUGACUGAAGCUCAGCUCAGCUAUGGCUACUACAGGACUUCAUGUCCUAACUUGGAGACCAUCGUGAAAGCCGAAGUCCUGAGCAGUUCGCUCGUCGACUCCACUUCUCCGGCCGCACUUCUCCGGCUCAUGUUCCACGACUGCCAAGUUCAGGGUUGUGAUGCUUCCAUCCUUCUUGAUCCAAACGGGCCAAUGCAAGACUCGGAGAUGAUCUCCUCGAGGAACUUCGGCAUCAGAAAGAGAGAGGUGAUUGGUCACAUAAAGUCAGUUGUGGAAGUCGCAUGCCCGGGACAAGUCUCUUGUGCAGAUAUCAUCGCAUUAGCAGCGAGAGACUCCGUGGCUCUUUCAGGAGGACCCCAUAUUGCCGUUCCACUGGGGAGGAAAGACUCGAGGACCUCGAGCUCCCACAUGGCUGACGCUCGUCUCCCUUCUCCGAGUAUCUCCGUGGAUGAGUUUCUUCGGACUUUCAUGUCUAAAGGAAUGAGCCUCGAGGAGUCAGUUGCGAUCAUAGGUGCACAUACCCUCGGAGCAGGACAUUGCAUCAACAUAGUCAAUCGGCUUUAUGAUGCGAAACCGGAUGAUCGUUACUUGAACCUUGCAUACGAUGCCACACUUAGGCUCAAGUGUCCAAUCCAGGUUCCUCUCACCAAUCUCACCAUUGUGUCCAACGACCUGACCCCAGUGGCGUUUGAUAACCAGUACUACAGAGACCUGGCGGCGGGCAAGGGUCUGUUCCUAAUCGAUUCAAGGCUCUGGGGAGACUCCCGGACUGCGCCGGCUGUCUGGCGGUUUGCAGCUGAUCAGGAGUACUUUUUCCAGGUCUUCUCCUCUGCUUUUGUCAAGCUGUCCUCGACUAACAUUCUCUUGCGAUCAAAGGGCGAGAUCAGGAGGCAUUGCUAUCGCGCGAACUGAAUAUCUAUUGUGUCGACACUUCGAUGAUAUCAAGAGUACAAAUGGAUGUGAAUCUUCUAUAUAUAACACAAAUACAAGUUCAUAGUCCUUUUUUAUUUUUUAUUUUUUCCGGAUUUAGAUAUGAACUUGGAAAUUCUGUGAUUUUCGUGUUCAUAAUGGUUCAUCUUUUAUGAAUAUAGCUGUUUAUGAUUGGCAGAAUAAAAUCAGAACUUUAUAUAA
Messenger RNA from Punica granatum (pomegranate), 1214 nucleotides. NCBI's taxonomy places the organism in Eukaryota, Viridiplantae, Streptophyta, Magnoliopsida, Myrtales, Lythraceae. The record is from RefSeq and is a predicted model, not a curated record.